AAGGAAUGAAAAUGUGAAGAAAAUCCGAAUCUUUCUCUACAUGAACGUAUGUAUAUUAAGGGUUCUAAUCAAAUAAUUCUGCUUAAUUUUGAUAGUUUUAUGGGUAGUAGAACCCAACUUAGAUCCCACUGUUCUUGUCUAUUAGCCGGUUAUCAUUCCAAAAAACCAUUUAACCCUCUCUCCAUUGCAACAGCACUGAAAGAUUCUAACUGAAGUUGAUUUUUGUAGUGAUCGUGUACUUGAACUUCUGAAUUCAAAACUUUAUUUUCAAAUGUCCUCAAAAUUUUCUCUCCAUAUUCGUAUCUUCAUUUUUGUAGUGAUGACAACAGGUAGUUUAGGGGCAACAUUUACCUUGAUAAAUCGGUGUGAUUACGUAGUAUGGCCUGGAAUACUAGCCAAUGCGGGCUGCUCCAGAUUGGAUAGCACUGGAUUUGAACUUCCGCAGGGCGGCACGCGGUCAUUUCAAGCUCCGCCGGGCUGGUCGGGGAGGUUUUGGGGUAGAACCGGCUGUUUUUUCGACGGAAUAACCGGGCAAGGAAGUUGCGCCACCGGCGAUUGUGGGUCCAACCAGGUGGAGUGCAAUGGUGCCGGAGCAAACCCACCAGCAACCCUAGCUGAAUUCACAGUCGGGUCAGGUUCCAGUUCGGGUCUUCAGGACUUCUACGAUGUUAGCCUUGUGGAUGGCUACAAUUUGCCAAUGAUUGUCGAUGCAAGUGGCGGGUCGGGUUCCUGUGCUUCAACGGGUUGCGUGACCGACUUGAAUCGCAUGUGCCCGAAUGAGCUGCGGGCAGAAGAUGGAAAAGCAUGCAAGAGCGCGUGUGAAGCGUUUGGGAAUCCGGAAUAUUGUUGCAGCGGCGCGUAUGGUACUCCCGCCGCCUGUAGGCCUUCUGUUUAUUCCGAGAUUUUUAAAACCGCGUGCCCGAAAUCGUAUAGCUAUGCUUACGAUGAUGCUACAAGUACAUUUACAUGUAGUGGAGCAGAUUAUACGAUUACAUUUUGCCCUUCAACAACAAGUCAGAAAUCUUCAAGGGAUUCUUCAUCACCAGCCACCCCAGGGACAACAGACGAGCCACCAUUGACUACAGGAACAGUAGAUGGUUCGGGUUCACAAGAUAACCUGCCCGCAUGGCUACCAAAUUUUGUCAUAGGUGGUUCAUCGAAAACCAUUUCGAAUUCUGGCUUGCACUUUACUUCAGUUGCUUCUGCAGCAACCUUCUUGAUGCUAUAUAUUCUUCAACUAUAGAUUCAAACAUCCUUUUCUUGAAUUUAAUUACAAGCAAGGACAAGCAUAUUCUGAAAUACAGUUAUCAAGUGCAUGUAGAUAAAAGCUGAAAUUCUUGUUGUUCGGUUGAGUAAGGGAAAUUUCAUUAAGUUCAUACUAUCAAAGUGCAAAUGUCGACAACAAGGGCAAAGGCAACACUCUUGGAUCCAGAUCAUUUCAUUUAUGACCAGAUGGUAUUGUAAAACGCGAUAAAAGUCGCAUUUUAGUCAAUGAAGUGUAGCUUUCUCUCCAUUCUAGAUUAUUAGAAUCCAAUCAAUGUUAUUGUCAAUAAUAAUGUUAUUCAUCACCAAUUUAAGUGGCAGUUGCAUGACAUUAAAUGAUAUAUUGACUUAAAUGUAAUGUCACGUCAUUCUUUUAGUUGAAUCUAUCGAAGUCGGCCAUCUAAAUUGGAGCUCUAGUCUCUAGUACUAUUGGUGCUAGAUAACAUUAUUAUAUUAUUAGAUGCAUGGUGUUGAUUUUAUUA
Messenger RNA from Olea europaea var. sylvestris, 1745 nucleotides. Its product is annotated as thaumatin-like protein 1. The transcript is spliced from 3 exons. Bases 272 to 1243 code for a protein of 323 amino acids. Gene Ontology annotation, cellular component: extracellular region. Gene Ontology annotation, biological process: defense response. The record is from RefSeq and is a predicted model, not a curated record. NCBI's taxonomy places the organism in Eukaryota, Viridiplantae, Streptophyta, Magnoliopsida, Lamiales, Oleaceae.